Messenger RNA from Solenopsis invicta (red fire ant), 1453 nucleotides. RefSeq names its product UDP-sugar transporter UST74c. The coding region runs from base 48 to 1022 and encodes 324 amino acids. The record is from RefSeq and is a predicted model, not a curated record. Gene Ontology annotation, cellular component: Golgi apparatus. The transcript has a single exon. Gene Ontology annotation, molecular function: antiporter activity; GDP-fucose transmembrane transporter activity. Lineage: Eukaryota; Metazoa; Arthropoda; Insecta; Hymenoptera; Formicidae.
GAGCGACAGCGGAGCCGGCAAGCCGCUCUCCGUUCUUUCUUCUCGCAAUGACGGAACAGGAUCAGAAUGCGAUGUUCGCGCGGGUGGCGUCGGCGUUCUUUUACGGGCUGUCGUCGUUCAUGAUAACGGUCGUUAACAAGACCAUCCUCACGUCGUACGGCUUCCCGUCCUUCCAAGUGCUGGGGAUCGGCCAGAUGCUCGCGACGAUUCUGGUCUUGUUCAUCGCCAAGAGGCUACGCUACGUUGAAUUCCCCAAUCUGGAGGUGACAACCUUCCCCAAGAUAUGGCCACUACCACUGAUCUAUAUCGGCAACAUGAUCUUCGGGCUGGGUGGCACCAAGCAGCUGAGCCUGCCGAUGUUCACCGCUCUUAGACGAUUCAGUAUCCUCAUGACGAUGAUUGCAGAGUACUACAUUCUCGGUAUCAAGGCGAGAAUGUCCAUACAAUUAAGUGUUUACACCAUGAUCCUGGGCGCGGUGGUAGCUGCGCUAAACGAUCUCGCCUUUAAUCUCGAAGGCUAUAUUUUUAUCCUGUUGAACGAUUUUUUUACCGCCGCCAAUGGUGUAUAUAUGAAGAAGAAGCUAGACUCAAAGGAAUUAGGAAAGUACGGACUGAUGUAUUACAAUUCCUUGUUCAUGUUCGGCCCAACGGUUCUAUUAGCCUGGUGGAUGGGCGACUUGGUUCUGGCGCUAGAGUUCCCUAAUUGGAGGAAUCCAUUUUUUAUUCUGCAAUUUACAUUGUCGUGCAUAAUGGGUUUUAUACUGUCAUAUAGUACGCUCCUUUGCACGCUGUACAACUCCGCGUUAACCACCACCAUAAUUGGAUGUCUGAAAAAUAUAUGUGUGACGUACCUUGGCAUGGUGAUUGGUGGUGAUUACAUAUUUUCAUGGUUGAACUUUGUAGGGCUGAACUUGAGCGUGAUAGGUAGUUUAGUGUACACUUGGGUAACGUUCCGUAAGAGAGAAAAACCAAAGUACACCUUAUUGACCGAAUCUCAGGCCAGUAGAAUACAAGCUGUAUGAUUGUAAGUUUUUGUGCUAUAGAAAUCUGAAUGUGAUGAUGUAUCUCUCUGUAUAAUACAAAGCAUUUGUACAAAAAGAUUUAUAAUUUAACUAUAGGAAUCAUGUAACAGCUAGUGAUCUUUAUUUACGUGUAAGAUAAGAUAAAUCGUUAUAGCACGUAUGUUUUUUCGUUCUGAACAGUGAACAGGGUGAUAGCUGUUACAAAUAUUUUUGUUCCUCUCGUGUCACAAAGUGCUUUUUAACUUAGUUAGGGAGCGACAUGAAUAUUGACAACCUGACUGUAAUAUGUACCAAAGUAAAAAUUAUCAUGUUACCAGAAGUAUUACACUAAUUAGCAAACAUUCAGAUUAAUUAGGAUAUAAACAUCGCCAUGAAAAGUUAAAUGUAAUCUACAUGCUGAUUUGUACACACAUAACGGCGCUACUUUAAUG